Molecule: messenger RNA, 672 nt
Organism: Haliotis rufescens (red abalone)
Lineage: Eukaryota; Metazoa; Mollusca; Gastropoda; Lepetellida; Haliotidae
Product: proline-rich protein HaeIII subfamily 1-like
Exons: 1
Coding region: 1-672 (223 amino acids)
Source: RefSeq, a predicted model, not a curated record
AUGUUUGCAGUGUAUGAUCGACCACCCCCCUUGUCCCUCACUAUCCUCUACCGCCUUGUAGACGUUGUGGUACUUGGACACGUAGGUACAUUUGCUACAUUAAUCCCACCCCCUCCCCACUCCAGCCAAGGCCCCAGUCCAGUCAAGGCCCCAGUCCAGCCAAGGCCCCAGUCCAGUCAAGGCCCCGGUCCAGUCAAGGCCCCAGUCCAGUCAAGGCCCCAGUCCAGUCAAGGCCCUGGUCAAGUCAAGGCCCCAGUCCAGUCAAGGCCCCAGUCCAGCCAAGACCCCAGUCCAGUCAAGGCCCCAGUCCAGCCAAGGCCCCGGUCCAGUCAAGGCCCCAGUCCAGUCAAGGCCCCAGUCCAGUCAAGGCCCUGGUCAAGUCAAGGCCCCGAUCCAGUCAAGGCCCAAGUCCAUUCAAGGCCCCAGUCCAGUCAAGGCCCCAGUCCAGUCAAGGCCCCAGUCCAGUCCAGGCCCCAGUCCAGUCCCCAGUCCAGUCUAGUCAAGGCCCCCGUCCAGUCAAGACCCCAGUCCAGUCAAGGCCUCAGUCCAGUCAAGGCCCCAGUCCGGUCAAGGCCUCAGUCUAGUCAAGGCCCCAGUCCAGUCCAGUCAAGGCCCCACUCCAGUCAGGGCCCCACUGUUGAGUUCCAUCAUGAGGUCACCCUCAUACAUUAG